AUGGAUUUUCGCCAGCUGCUAGUUGCAGUUCUUCUCGCCAUUUCACCAGAAUUUACACCUGUUCGCUGUCAGUUGGCCUGCAAUGCCAAUGGUUUGGCCAGCCGGCAGAAGCGUCUGGUGGUUCGCAGUCCGGCGAGCGGGGAUCUGGCCAAGUUGGACUCCUGCCAGUAUCGUGUGGCCCCGUGGAGCGGCCAGGUGUGUCAGGUGCGCGUGGACUUCGAGCGCUUGGAGCUGCCGCAGCUGCAGUUGAAUGCCACUUCCGGUCUGCUGGAGUGCGUCGAUUUUCUGCAGCUUCAGCGUUUUCGUAUCUGCGGUCGCAACAGCGGUCAGCACUUGUAUCUACCGAUUCGUCGCGGUCAGGAGCUGCAGCUUUUAUUUCGACUUGCCACGCCCCUCGGCAAACAGUCCACCUGGCAGUUGACCCUCACUCAACUGGAGUGUCCCUUGGAUUCGAGUUCGCUUUCUAUAAGGCAACCAGAGGUGAUUCAACCCACUGUGCGACCCAUUUUGCCCUUCUUGGGUAACUUUCUGCCACGCACGAUUUUUAGUGGGCAAUCUGGUUUAGGUUCGGGCUCUGGACCAGCUGCCCAGUUCAUCAAGACCUUGACCUCUCCCUCGAUGGCCGAUCUGGAGAUGCUGGCUCCUCUGGGCUGCGAUCAGUACUUCAGAACGGAAACUGGCGGCAUUGUGAGCUUCAACUUCGCUGGCGGCACCUACAUGCCCAACAUGAGGUAUUCGAUUUGUGUCAGGGGAACGGCAGACAGCGAGAUAAGCUACAAGAUCGACCACUUUGCGCUCUCGAAGGCGAAUGCAGAGCAGUCAGGACCCGCUUACGACACCGACUGCCGCAGUACAGUGGUGACUCCGCUGCGCGUAUCCGACUACCUGAGCAUUCCCAACUCCUACAUGGUUGGGCAGACGAACCUGCAGGCCACUUAUUACUGUGGCAAUGGGUUGGCUGGAAGGGAAUUGAUCGGACGGCCGCCGUUUGUCCUGCGAUUCGCCAGUGAUUCGCAGUCCAGUGCCUCCGAAACGGGUUUCCAGCUGACCUACUCGGUCCGCAGGAGUUCGCAGGACUCCCCAGUGACCCCAGAACUGUAAAUCGUAAAUCGUAAAUCGGCAUCAAUAAAGCCGCAGUCUUAACUAAAUCAACGCACACAAGUCAACUGGAAUUGACAUUAUUAAAUGUUGCAGUGAUACUCUUGC
This is a messenger RNA of Drosophila ficusphila, 1206 nucleotides long. RefSeq lists its product as uncharacterized. The record is from RefSeq and is a predicted model, not a curated record. The transcript is spliced from 2 exons. The coding region runs from base 1 to 1101 and encodes 366 amino acids. NCBI's taxonomy places the organism in Eukaryota, Metazoa, Arthropoda, Insecta, Diptera, Drosophilidae.